This is a messenger RNA of Paraglomus occultum, 1460 nucleotides long. The record is from the annotation of a GenBank genome assembly. NCBI's taxonomy places the organism in Eukaryota, Fungi, Glomeromycota, Glomeromycetes, Paraglomerales, Paraglomeraceae.
AAAAAGGUGUAAAGACAAUCGCUGAUUUGUUCAAAGCUGGCGCUUCACAGGGAGACAAGUUUCUUGGUGUUAGGGGUCCAGAUAGUUUGUACACUUGGCAAACGUAUGAUGAGAUUAGCAAGAGGCUCUCCAACUUUGGAUCAGGAUUGAUCGAAUUCGCUGGUUUAGUUCCAAAAACACAGAACAUGUUUGGUAUUCUAAUGAACAGCAGGCCAGAAUGGGUAAUAGCUGAUCUUGCAUCUCACCAUUAUAGCCUUGUGGUCGUGGCGCUGCAAAGUAUUCGCCCGCAAUUAUCGGACAUAAUAAAUGAAAUUAAGCAGACUGGCAUCACUUCUGUUAUUGUGUCAAAAGAUACUUUGCCACUAGUUCUCUCGGCAGCUCCGUCAUGUAGCUUAUUGAAAUACAUUGUCGUGGCGGAAACGGAUAUUCCCUCUGAUCAGAGAUCAAAAAUUGAAGCGUUGGGACUUGUCGUAAAGACAUUUGUUGAAGUUGAAAGAUUAGGUGCACAGAAACUGCUUGACCACGUAUUACCAGAGCCCGAUGAUACCGCAACGAUUGUAUAUUCGAGUGGCAUUACUUCUGGUCAUCCAAAAGGCGUUGAGUUGACACACAAGGCAACUAAUGUCGCCGGCCUAUCGGCCGCAAUGUCAACACUGAAGGCAACGUCAGCAGACAGGCACCUGUCAUAUUUACCGAUCGCUCAAAUUUUUGAAAGAAUUGUUAUCAUUACGAUGAUGUUCAAAGGUGCGUCUAUUGCAUUUUACCGUGGCGAUGUAUCCAAAGUUCUUGACGAUGCUCAGGCAGCACAGCCAACUAUAUUCACUGUCACUCCUCGUUUCCUCGCAAAAUACCAUGACCAAAUUAUGCAACAGUAUGGGAAUAGCUAUUUGUUCAAUAAGGGGGUGAACGCUAAAAAGGCACAACUGAAGAAGGGAAGAUUACUCGUUAGUUCCAUUUGGGAUGUAUUAGUAUUCAACAAAAUUAAAGCACUCUUUGGAGGCAAAGUUCGUGCUGCUGUAUGCAGUUCCGGUCCAGUCUCGCAAACAUUACUUGACUUUUUGAGAAUAACUGCUGGAUGUCAAGUUAUUCAAUUGUAUGGAUUAACCCAAUGCAGCGGAGCUGUAACGGCAAAUACGGUUUACGACUAUCAAGCAGCCGAUUCUUUAGGUCAUGAGAGUCAUGCCGGAGGCCCGUUACCAUGCAAUGAAAUCAAGUUAAUAAACUAUGAAGAGAAAGCAUAUACUGUCGAAGAUCAGCCGAACCCACGUGGAGAAAUUUGUGUUCGUGGACCAAAUGUUAUGAAAGGUUACUACAAGCAACGAGAAGUAACGGCACAGAUAAUUGAUUCUGAGGGUUGGCUGCAUACUGGAGACGUCGGUAUGAUCUUACCGAACGGUACGCUAAAGAUCAUUGAUCGGAAGAUGCCAAAAGCUCAGCAAUUGACGCACAUUAAAGGAUAG